Lasiodiplodia theobromae is the source of this 1527-nucleotide messenger RNA. RefSeq names its product PAS domain-containing protein. Gene Ontology annotation, molecular function: monooxygenase activity; oxidoreductase activity, acting on paired donors, with incorporation or reduction of molecular oxygen; iron ion binding. The record is from RefSeq and is a predicted model, not a curated record. The transcript has 4 exons. NCBI's taxonomy places the organism in Eukaryota, Fungi, Ascomycota, Dothideomycetes, Botryosphaeriales, Botryosphaeriaceae. Bases 1 to 1527 code for a protein of 508 amino acids.
AUGGUCGCAAUACAAAUCAUCCCUCUCUUGCUGCUGGCCUGGGCCGCCGGACGGGUGAUCUACAACCUCUUCUUCCACCCACUACGCGGCUACCCCGGACCCUUACUAUGCCGCGCAACGCCGCUGCCUCGCAUGCGGGCGCGCUUGGCAGGACGAAGCCCUAUUCAAUCCCUCGAGCUGCACAAGCGCUACGGCAAAGUCGUGCGCGUGAGUCCGAAUGAGCUAAGCUACUCGGACGGAGAUGCCUGGAAAGACAUCUACGGCUACGGCAACAAAGGCUCGUUGAUGCGGGACUUCCGCACGACGCCGCGGGGCCGCGACAUCGAGCCGUCGCUGAUCAGCACCGAGGACAACGACGAGCACCGCCACCUGCGCAGCAUCCUCAGCCCGGCCUUCUCGCAGCGCGCGCUGAAGGAGCAGGAGCCGCUGCUGCUCAAGUACAUCGGCCUGAUGGCCGACAAGAUCCGCGAGCGCGCCGCGGCCGCCAACAACGCGGACGGCGGUGCCGUCGACAUCACGCAGUUCUUCAACUUCGCCACCUUCGACAUCAUGUCCGACCUGGCCUUCGGCAACCCGAUGGGGCUGCUGGAGAAGUCCGAGUACACGGACUGGGUGCGCAACACGUUCGCGGGCAUCAAGCUCUUCUCCUUCCGCGCCUCCGUCUCGUACUACGUGCCCGUCGUCGACGUCCUCAUGCCGCUGCUGCUCCCGCGCUCGCUGCAGGCCAAGCGCAAGGCGCACAUGAAGUACGCCGCCGACCAGGUGCACGCGCGCCUCGCCCGCGGCGGCGCCAUCGAGGGCCGCCCGGACAUCUGGACCCAGGUGCUGCGCGCCUACGAGGGCCAGCACGAGCGCGUCAAGCUCACCAUGGGCCAGAUGGAGAGCAACGCCUCGCUCUUCAUGGUCGCCGGCACCGAGACCACGGCCACCCUCCUCUCCGGCGCCGUCUACCUGCUCGCCACCCACCCGCCCGCUUACGCGCGCCUGGCGAAGGAGAUACGCACGACUUUCCGCAGUAAAGAGGAGAUGACGCUCGAGGCGCUGCAGUCCCGCUUGCCCUUCCUCGUCGCCGUCGUCGACGAGGCUCUCCGCGUCUACCCGCCCGUGCCCGACGGCCAGAUCCGCCGCGUGCCCAAGCAGGGCGCGGAGAUCGCGGGCCGCUAUGUCCCGCCCGACGCGACGGUUUUCGUCACGCAGUGGGCGGCGUUUCAUUCGAAGGAGAACUUCGAGGCGCCGGAUGACUUCUGCCCCGAGCGGUGGCUGCCUGAGCGCGAGGGCGGCGAGAAGAGGUUCGCCAGGGACGACAAGAAGGUUUUCCAGCCGUUCAGCGUGGGGCCGAGGAAUUGCUUGGGGAUGAACUUGGCGUAUCAUGAAAUUCGCCUCAUGCUGUCGUACCUCAUUUGGCACUUCGACUUUGAGCUCUGCAAGGAGAGCGAGCGCUGGAUAGAGCAGAAGGCGUAUACGCUGUGGGCGAAGCCGCCGUUGAUGAUCAAGGUCACCCCGCUGCCUGGACGCUGGAAGGACUAG